Molecule: messenger RNA, 642 nt
Organism: Pieris rapae (cabbage white)
Lineage: Eukaryota; Metazoa; Arthropoda; Insecta; Lepidoptera; Pieridae
Gene: Cypl
Product: peptidyl-prolyl cis-trans isomerase-like 1
Exons: 2
Coding region: 90-605 (171 amino acids)
Biological process (GO): protein folding; protein peptidyl-prolyl isomerization
Cellular component (GO): catalytic step 2 spliceosome
Molecular function (GO): peptidyl-prolyl cis-trans isomerase activity
Source: RefSeq, a predicted model, not a curated record
CUUAUUACUUAUACAUUGUACAGACUACAGUUAAACUUAAUAGAAGUGCUAAACGCGUUUAUUUUGUAAAACAAAGUAUUUUUAACGCAAUGCUUGCUUAUACUGGUGCUGGUAUACCUGAUAAAUCUUGGCAACCUCCUGUUGCAAUUUUAGAAACAACAAUGGGAACUAUAAUUGUAGAAAUGUAUUGGAAACACACACCAUUAACAUGCAGAAAUUUUAUGGAAUUAGUAAGAAGAGGUUAUUAUAACAACACCAAGUUUCAUAGAAUUAUUAGGGAUUUUAUGAUCCAGGGAGGUGACCCAUCAGGCACGGGAAAAGGGGGUCAAUCAAUAUAUGGACCACAGUUUAAUGAUGAAAUAACACCAGACUUAAAGCACACUGGUGCUGGAAUCUUGUCUAUGGCAAAUGCAGGUCCUAAUACAAACGGCUCUCAGUUUUUUAUUACAUUAGCACCAACGCAAUGGCUAGAUGGUAAACAUACUAUAUUUGGCAGAGUACAAAGUGGAAUGUCCAUUGUAAAAAGAAUAGGAUUAGUGGAAUGUGACAAGAAUGAUUAUCCUGUAGAUGUUGUACGCAUAGAAAAAGCUUAUAUACUUAAGUGAUGAUAUUAUGUAAUUAAUAAAUUUUAUUUAAAUUAUA